Micropterus salmoides (largemouth bass) is the source of this 1728-nucleotide messenger RNA. RefSeq names its product gamma-glutamylcyclotransferase a (gene ggcta). The transcript is spliced from 4 exons. The record is from RefSeq and is a predicted model, not a curated record. Gene Ontology annotation, molecular function: gamma-glutamylcyclotransferase activity. The coding region runs from base 325 to 846 and encodes 173 amino acids. Lineage: Eukaryota; Metazoa; Chordata; Actinopteri; Centrarchiformes; Centrarchidae.
AAACGUAAUUAAUUUAAAAAAAAGGAAAAGAGUCGCAGUCUCUCUGUAUUUCAUGACUGCCUUAUGUGACAGUGAUAGUGGUCAAAAUUAAUGUCCGGCCAUUGUGCUUUCACACAGAAUUAGGGUACUGUUACCAUUAACUCUGCCGCUAACAAGAGCGACAGUCGCUGGCAACCGAGACUUUAUUCACUGACAGUUAGCUAACGUUAAAUGCUGAUUUAACCGCCUCUGGGAAACAUUUGGCCCACCGGCGUACCUGUAAAUCACCAUGUUUUAGCUUAUGUCUCGCCCAGCCGUCAGGGACCCACGAAGAAAUAUCAAAAGAUGUCCGAUACUGCCAAUGGUCGCUUCAUGUAUUUCGCCUUUGGGAGCAACUUGUUGAAGGAAAGACUGCAACUGGCAAACCCAUCGGCGAGAUUUUGCUCAACCGGCCGGCUAAAGGACUAUGAGUUGAACUUUGGCCUGUGGGAGAAACAUGUGGACAACACUUGGCACGGUGGAGUGGCCACCAUUGAGUCCUGUCCUGGCGCAGAAGUGUGGGGGGUGAUCUGGACUUUGAGCAAGGAUAACCUCUGCAGCCUAGACAACCAGGAAGGGGUGAAUCUGGGGAUGUACUCUCCACUAGAGGUUUUAGUGGAGACGGACAAAGGACUGGUUCUCUGCAGGACUUAUCAGAUGAACAAUUUCCACGCCUGUCCUCCCUCCCCUCAGUACAAGCAGGUGGUCUGUCUGGGUGCAGAGCAGAAUGGACUCCCAGUGGACUACCUGAAGAGGCUGGAGGCCAUUCAAACUAACAACUACUGCGGCCCCUCAAUCCUUGAUCAGAUCAAACCAGUUAUGAAGUAGAGAUUUUAAGUCCAGUUGACAAAAACAACCUCACCUCUAGGUCCAUUAAGUAGCUGGUCUGAGAAGGUCACGAGCACAAUAGAAAACAAAAUAGAGCACAGAAAAGUUGCAAGUGGGCCUUGUGUAGUGGUGGGUUACUACAACAACCAAGGUCCACUUAAUAGCAGUUUCUGGAGUUUUUCCACUAUCUUCAUUAUUACCUUAAUCAUUAAUAUAAUAGCAUUUAAAUGAUAAUAUCAUAAGUAAUGGUGAUGAAGACUGAGAUUCAGUUCACAGAAUGUGGAAAAAGGUAGAUGGAGGACUGGAUCAUGAGUGAAGAUUUUCUGUUAAACUAUUUCUGAGGUCAAGACUGAGACUGAAACGGCUAUGAAAUUUAAUUGGCACCACUGUAUGGCCAGAAGUUAAUAAUGCAUGCACUUAAUACAAGGUAGAUUUAUUUUUGUCACAUUACAACAGGUUGUAAAGUGAAAUUAAGUUUGUAACCCGCUUCUGCUAGCAUAACAUACAAGCAAUUAUAUAUAACUAACAUAAAAGCAAUCAUAAAAAUGGUAAACAGAAAUAAACAAUAUUGGGGGGGUAAUGAGUUUAAAGGUCUGAUAGCUUGGGGGGGGGUCUGCUUAAUGAAGGUACAAUUAUUUGGUUGGGCCCCAAGACACGCCUUGUCUUUUAUUUAGAGUUGCUAUUCACUUGAGUUUUUCGAGAAAUGUACUGAAUUUUAGUGCCAUCACAACGGGAGACUAAAAUGUAUGUGGCAUGCUGAAUAUUGUUUAAUUCCAGUAUUUCUCAGGGGAAUCACUGAUGAAACAUCCUCACGACUUAUUGCACUGCCUUUUAUUAUGACCAUUAUGUUCUAUUCCAGCCAAUAAAAGGGGAAAAAGAGUG